Messenger RNA from Dreissena polymorpha, 7403 nucleotides. RefSeq lists its product as uncharacterized. Bases 383 to 1645 code for a protein of 420 amino acids. NCBI's taxonomy places the organism in Eukaryota, Metazoa, Mollusca, Bivalvia, Myida, Dreissenidae. The transcript is spliced from 15 exons. The record is from RefSeq and is a predicted model, not a curated record.
AAAAAAUAUUCUAAAAUUUUAUUUUUGCACAUGGUUCAAAUUCAAGAUCAUAGCGGGCAAUCGAAACCAACGCAUACGAUUAAAUUGGGCGAGUAGAUUAAAGUGAAGGGCGAGUGGAUUGUCGGGCCUACUAGCCCUGCAGGGCGAGUGGCUAUGGAAAAAUUCUUCAACCCCUGCAUUGGAUCAACUCCAUCCACCUAUUCAUUUUACCAAAAACAUGCAUAAUGAACACAAGGACAAACGUACUUAAGUUCAGUUUCAUCCCAAACACAAUAUGUGACUGGAACUCUCUUCCUCCGGACUUGAUUCGCAAAUAAACAGCUACUAAUGAUCCUGUUUCUGCGUUUAUAAACCAAAUUAGAGGGGGGCUCGAAAACUAAGUAUGUUUCACAGCUACUUGACGCACACGCGCAUUAAACCAACCAUGCCCAGCUCAGAUUCCAGCAGUAGUGAUGAUGACAGCGGUAGCAGCAGCAGUAGUUCUAGCAGCGAGUCUGAGCCUCCAGUGAUGUCUCCCAAAAAGACAGGGCCGUCAAAUAAUAAUAAAGGGAAAGUGGAUGAUGAAACAGAUGAACCGGAUGCUGCAGGUGACAAUCAGCAAAAGAAAGUUAAUGCAGAUAGCUUCAAGUGGACGACUGUGAAGAUCAUGGAGUUAGUCCAUGUGGCAAUGUUGAACUGUGAUCCAGGCCAGUUAUCAUUCAUGCCAUACGACCAGGUGAUCGUGGACUGGGACGUUGUGGCACGGACUGUGGAUCUGCCGAGAGCCAAGUGCGAGGAGAAGUGGAAAGUACUGCUGAAAUCUACACGCCACUUCCGAACGCUGCCAGAAGUCAUCACUGAUGUGGUCCUUCAACAUCAUAAAAGUGACCUGUUUCAACACAACAAGCAUGUGGAUCAAGGAAACAGUUCAAAGUCAACUGAGCCAAAGAAGUCAGUUGAGCCGAAAAAGACCAGGAUCCCCGUGAACACCAAUCAUCCAGUGAAACCAAAGCUGAGUGCAUACAGUUACUUCUGUGAGGAGAAAGCCAAGGCUGUACCAGAGUCCGGUGUACAUAAGAUGAUCCGGCUGGGCGUGAUGUGGAAGACGACGGACGAACAAGAAAAGGCACGGUACCAGAAAAUAUGUGAUGAGAGGAAGGAGGCGUAUAUACGGGAGGUGAAGUCGUACGCCACUCUACACCCAGAGGACCUUGUGAUACAGCAUACCCUGGCUGAGCUGAGGAAAUCAGAUGAGAGGAAGAGAAAAGAAGAGGGCUCAAAAGCAAAAGUAAAGAAUGGUGCGGUUUUAAAUACUGACUCCCCUAAGAAAAAAUCUAAACCUGUAGAAAAUGAUUCAUCCUCACAAGAAGACCUGAACAAGACACUUCCUGUAGUUUCAAAUGCCAAGACCCCGGUUAAGAGACACCAUUCAGACACAGAGUUGUCUGCUAAGAAGAAGAAGAAAAAGAAGGAGAAGAAAGCGCGAAGGGAAGCCAUGGUUACUGCAGAGGAUGUCUAUAUAGAGGAGAGGUUUGAUGACUACAAGAUCUCCAAGCCAGACAUGGAGGACAACGAUAUAAAGGCCAGGCUCACACACAAGUUUGGCAAAAUGUCGGACAAAAAGAAGGCAAAGUAUGAGGCAUUGGCAGCAGAGAGGAAUGGCUGAGGACAAAAGAUUACUAAAGACUGGAGUAAAAAAACUGACAACUUUUGGAGUAAAAACUUUGAUAAAUUUUUUAAUAUUUUGUGAUUUGUUAACAGCCCUUCAAGAUCUCUUAAUUAAGUUAUUAGAAUGAAGUCGCUCUACUGUAAACUGUUAGUUACAAAAAUGAAAUAUAAAAUAAUACCCUUGCUCUUGGAAACGGGGCUUAAUGCAUGUGCAUAAAGUAUCCUACCAAUAUGCACAGCCUAAUCAGGGAUGACUCUUUGCUUUAAUGGUAGAUAUAUUUUUUUAAAGGAAGAAUUCUUAGAAUCCAUUUAAAGCGGAAAGUGUUGCCUUUAUAAGCCUGUGUGGACUGCACAGGCCAACAGUCUGGGAUGACAUGUCAAGCACAUGCAUUAAGCCCUGUUUUCUCAAUAUUUGGCUCUCUAUGCAAAACAUUGCUACCAUGUUAUCAGGCCUGGGAUGGUCAGUUCUAUCAGUCAGCGACCCAUGUUUGCUGGUCAGCUGUUGUUGCAGCAUUGUCGUUUUGUUUGACCCUGUGUUCAUUUUCAUGUUGAAGGAUGCUCCAUGGUGGCAGCUAUUUUAACUCGAGCACUCUUUAAUUUGAAAGAAUCAUGGUGAAGUGUACUGGUAAGAAAUGUAGUGCAUUAUACGGGUUGUGUCAGUAUACAUUGGCACUAAUGUAAACAAUCCAGUCCACAGUGUUUUAAUAAGCUCACCUGAGCACAUGCUCAUGGUUAACUUGUGUGAUCGCUAUUGUCCGAUGUGCGUCAUCUGUCCGGUGUGCGUCAUCUGUCCGGUGUACGUCAUCUUUCCGGUGUGCUUCAUCUAUCCGGUGUGCGUCAUCUGUCCGGUGUGCGUCAUCUGUCCGGUGUGCGUCAUCUGUCCAGUGUGCGUCAUCUGUCGGGUGUGCGUCAUCUGUCCGGUGUGCGUCAUCUUUCCGGUGUGCGUCAUCUGUCCGGUGUGCGUCAUCUGUCCGGUGUGCGUAAUCUGUCCAGUGUGCGUCAUCUGUCCGGUGUGUGUCAUCUGUCCGGUGUGGGUUAUCUGUCCGUUGUAUCUGGUAUUAUACUUGUAGACCUUUCCUUGGAUUGCAUUUUUUAUUCGCCCGUUUUCGAAAACAGGACUUAUUAUAAGAUAACCUUUGGCGGGCGGUGUCCACCGCAGUGUCUGCUCUCUAAUUAUCCCCCGCCAUAGGCGGAGGGAUAUUGUUUUGGCGUUGUCCGUCCGUCCUUCCGUCCGUCUUUCCAUCCGUCCGUCUGGAGCCAUAUCAUGGAAGUGCUUUGGCGGAUUUCAUUGAAACUUGGUAUGAGUAUAUAUAUGGGUAAAAGGAUAAUGCAUGCCAAAUGGCAUUGUACACCAUCUGAUAAUAACAGAGUUAUGGCCCUUUAUAUUUUGAAAAAAUGAUUUUUGUGUGUCCAGAGCCAUAUCUUGGAAGUGCUUGGGCGGAUUUCAUUAAAACUUAGUAUGAGUGUCCAGAAGCAUAUUUGCGGGGGAUAUCAUUUCAACGAAUUUGCUUGUUCAAAUGGUUUUCAUCAGAUCUUCACCAAAAUUGGUCAGAAGUUGUAUCUAGACAGUAUCUAGGUCAAGUUCGAAUAUGGGUCAUGCCAGGUCAAAAACUAGGUCACUGGGUCAUUUCACUUAGUGCAUUUAAAUUAUUUAGCAUGGUGUCCACUCUCUAUUUUAAGUAGUUUUCAUCGGAUCUAAACCAAGUUUGAUCAGAAGUUGUGUCUUAUUGAUAUUAAGGUAAAGUUCAAAAAUGGGUCAUGCUGGGUCAAAAAAUAGGUCAUGAGGUCACUAAGUGCAUUUCAAUCAUUAAGCAUGGUGUCCGCUCUCUAAUUGGAGUAGUUUUAAUCCGAUCUUCUCCAAAUUUGGUCAGAAGUUGUGUCUAAAUGAUAUCAAGUUCAAAUAUGGGUAUUGUCCAAAACUAUCAAACGGGCGUAUCUUGUGACAGUUUGGUACUCUUGUUUUGGCUGGUAGGAUCAAGGUGAAGGGCACUGUUAAUUUUAGGAGAAAAUCAGAUUCUUCUCAUAAACUUAUGCUCGACUAAGGACUGUUAGAGGUAUAGUUAUAAUAUUCUGUGGGUAGGUAGCUUAUCUGCAGAUUUUGAGAUUUGCACUAUUCUUUUAAUGUUAUUAGAUUAUAAUGGUAAAGACUUGGUUUUAUGGCUUUUCCAUGUUAUAUGUGUCUGUUUUUUCUGUUUCAUCUGUACACAAGUUAAUACAUCCCUAAAAUGGGUGUAUUUCAUGACUAGCUGGCAUUCCUGUGAACAGAUUGAUGUGUUUUUAUUGUAUUUUGUUUUAUACUUAUUGCAUGCAAUAUGUCUUAUUUGGUUUUUUUAAUGUCAUUUCAGACACUGAUGAAAAUUUUCAAAUUUGUUAGUGCAUGAAAUUCUGCACAAACAUACACCAUGUUACAUUGUUGGUCGUUCAUUGAGUCACCUCAGGCACUGGUUUUAUGUAUUCAUUGUGUACUGGUUUUAUGUAUUCAUUUUGUAUUUGUGUUUUAAUUGAAACUCUUUUUAAAUGUUGUGUGUUAUUGUCCCCUACCGGUGAAUUUGGAGGGGACUUAUGGUUUGCGCUCUGUCAGUCUGUCCAUCAGUCUGUCUGUCACACUUUUUUGGAUCCUGCGAUAACUUUAAAAGUUCUUCAUAUUUUUUCAUGAAACUUAAAAUAUGGAUAGAUGGCAAUAUGGAGAUUAUGCAUGUCAUUUCAUUUUGUUCCUAUGUCAAUAAUAUGGUUGCUAUGGCAACAAAUAUAAAAAAAUAAUAAAAAAUUCUGGCAAUGGUGGAGUUUCACUGGUAGGGAACCAUAUUGCUUGGCAAUCUCUUGUUUUUAUAUAAAUUUGUAAAUGUUUUGUAACAUGAAUAUUUGUUUUGAAGCAUGUCCAUGUAUUGACCUUUUACCAGUGAGGCCUUUAUAAUAUGAUUUAUUUCAUGAAUCACCAUUGGCAUUUUAUCAAGACAAUGUAAAUUAUUGUGUAUGGUUUCUGCUGUUAACCCUUUUAGCGCUGGAACCGGAUUUUAAAGGCCUUUUCAAACAGUUUGGAUCCAGAUGAGACGCCACAAAAUGUGGCGUCUCAUCAGGAUCCAAACUGUUUGCUAUUCUGAUAGUAUUAUUUGAAAAAAUUCGAAGAAAAUGCCAAUUUUAGAAAUUCAGCAGACGACAUUUUGCAGACGACAAAUUUUCCAGCAUGCAAAGGGUUAAAGGAUACACUUAACCUUGUUCUGCAAAAAUGGGGCUUAUUAAAUUGCAUAAAGUGUUGUCCUAGAUGAGCCUGUGCAGUCACCACAUUUUCCAAGUUAUUUGUUUCCUCUAAAAAAACUUUAAAUAUUUUUGCUUUCUACUAAUUUUCUUAAUCCAUUGUUAUAAAUUGUAGUCCUUGACGUUUCAUAAUUGUAUGUCAGGGGUCAUCUUCAUGGCAAUCAUGUCAAGUAUUCUAUAACAGUGUUUUUUUAUGGCAAUUUCGGGGCCGAUAUUCGGCCCCAUUGCCCUAAAAAAAGAGUAUAUAUUUUUCCCCCAUUUUGUAGAAAAAAUCCCCACCAAAAGUAAAAAAAAAAUUUUUUUUAAUUUUUUUUUUUGUUGUUGAAGUAACUGUUUUAUGAUAAAUAUACAGGGCUCAACAUUUAUGGUUGUCCUAUUGCCCCUGGCAAGUAAAAGUUGGGUCUGGGCAAGUAAUUUUAUAAUCUAGUUGUCCGCCCGGAAAAGUGCAAAGAAGAACAAAGAGCAUUUAAAAAGAACAAAGAGCAUUUAAUUUAGACUUUAAUUGCUGUAAUCAUUUUGUUAAAUGUUCAAAAAUAAAAAAGGUUUUGUGGUGUAUCAUUUUGGUUUAUCAAACAAUAUGAGGUUUACAGUUGAUGCGAUAUUUCAUGUUUGGGCAAGUUGCUUUACGUUCAGUGCAAGUAGAUUUUGGAAGUACUGGCCCGGUAGGGCAAGUUGGUUUUUCGGUUAAUGUUGAGCCUUGAUAUAUCUCAAAUUUAUUUCAUAAACAACUAAUUAAGUAUAUAACUAUAAUUAAUAUUAUUUUGAAUUAUUAUAAAAAGUUAUAUUAAGUUAGUUUUUCCCAAAUCAGUUAAUUUAACAUGAAUUGCAUUUUUUUCCAAAAAUGGCCAGGGAAAGGCCUGAUGUAUCUAGGUAUAUUGUGUCAAUAUUCGUUGAUAAAAACAUUCCGAUUUGGUCCAUUUUAUCGAUAAAAAAUGCUCGCAUUUUCCAUUUUAUCGAUUAAAAAAAUCCCAAUUAGACUCAAAAUGGCAAGGAAAACUAAGACUGUGCAUGGAGGCUGAACUGUCUGAAACAAAUGUUGAAAAAACCAUUGGUACAGUAUAUAUUUAAGAAAUAGGACAAAGACAUUCAGCUGUGAAUAUUACAUUCAUGCAUACAUGUGUAUUCAUAUAAUAAAUAUCAUUACAUAUAAAAGAGUAAAUUUUUAAUUUUUUCCCCUUUGGACUGGUCCCGCCACCAUUCCCCUAUAGGUGAAAAAAAAAAAUGUUUAACAUGUGUUCAUAUGUCAUCCAAGGGUGUUCAUGGGUGUUUUGAUGUAAGCUGUGAAAUACUGCGAUGUGUUCAAUAAUUAAGUAGGAACAGUGACCUAUGUUUUAUAACAAAGUUCAAUAAAAGAGUUGCUAUGGUUUACCAUGUUUUGUUACAAUUUUAAUUAGUUGAGAAGCUGCGGUUUACCAUGUUUUGUAACAAUUUUGAUUAAUUGAGUAGCCACGGUUUACCAUGUUUUGUAACAAUUUUGGUUAAUUGAGUAGCUACUGUUUACCAUGAUUUGUAACUAUUUUGGUUAAUUGAGUAGCUCCGGUUUACAUGAUGCUGUAACAAGGUUCAACUAUAGAGUAGCUACGAUUCACCAUGUUAUGCAAUCAAAGUACUAUAACAGAGUGGUGACAAAGUAUAAUAAUAAUAAAGCAACUAUGGUUUACAAUGUUUUGUAACAAAGUUUUAUAAAACAGAAGCUAAAAUUUACAAUGUUUUGUUGUGACAAAGUUCAAUAAUUAAGAAACUAUGUAUUACAAUGAUUUGUAACAAAGUUUUAUAAAACAGUAGCUACACUUUACAAUGUUUUGUUGUGAAAAAGUUCAAUUAAAAAGGAACUAUGAUAAAAUGAUUUGUAACAAAGCUUUAUAGUUCAGUAGCUACCGUUCACCAUGUUAUGUAAGAAAGCUCAAUAAACGAAUACCUGCAGUUUUCCAUGUUUAGUAACACAGUUAUACAGAAAAGUAGCUACAAUUUACCAUGUUUUGUCCCGAAUGUCCAUAAUAGAGGAACUAUGUUCCAACAUACUUUGUAACAAAGUACAAUAAUAAAGUAGUUACGUUUUACCAUGUUUUGCAACAAAGUUCUAUGAUAAGAGUAGAUAGGGUAAGCCUUAUUAUGUAACAAAGACUAGUAAUAGAGUAUGUACAAUUUAGCCUGUUUUGUAACCAAUUUUAAUGUUAAUUACUUACUUCAUCAUAUUUUGUCAUGAGAAACUGUUUUCUGUGUUUUUUGUCGAAACAAUUAAUCAAAAUGGCAAUUAAGACCACACAACUUUCUUGGGUGGCAGCCCUAUUUAAUUAAAUUAUCCAUUUUCAUCAGUCAUUUUAAAAUCUAAACAUUGGAAAUUUUGUACAUAACAAAAUGUCAACUCAAUUUUGAUUCUUCGUAUUUUUAGAUGCUUUUAUUGUUCUGCAUUUUAAUAUUUCUGUUGCAAUUUGAUGACAAGUUUUAUACAUGUAUAUAAGAAAACAUCAGAACCUAAAUAAAGAAGUUGUGAAUAGCUG